Molecule: messenger RNA, 4561 nt
Organism: Liolophura sinensis
Lineage: Eukaryota; Metazoa; Mollusca; Polyplacophora; Chitonida; Chitonidae
Product: 2-oxoadipate dehydrogenase complex component E1-like
Molecular function (GO): oxidoreductase activity, acting on the aldehyde or oxo group of donors, disulfide as acceptor; thiamine pyrophosphate binding
Source: RefSeq, a predicted model, not a curated record
AUGGCAAACUUUGGACUAAAAACAGCAAAAGAGGAUGUAACUGCAUCCGUUUAUUCCGAGAAGAUGACAUGCGUUUGUGCUGUGUACAAGAUCAUUAACAAGUUUUACCUCUGGUAACUCUACACUUUCGGUUUCGGAAAGGUUUAUUUCAUUUACACCUGCUAACAUGAUUUUCAAACUUCGGCAUUUCUUCCCCCAACGAUAUCCUUAUUGGCGAGGUGACAUCGGAUUAGUAAGGUGACGUAUCAUUCAAAAAGCGGAGUGUAUGGUUACAUGCCCCGAACUGGAGAUACACUGGACAGCCUUGAAGAAUCGGCAAUAAAACAACGUCAAGAGCUGUGUAAUAUUUAUAGAUUCGUUCAGGCUUACCGUCAACAUGGUCACAAAAAUGCUGUACUUGAUCCAUUGGGAUUGAAACAGGGAAAAACUGUGGUUGUAUUAAAUGCUGAGAGAUAUGGGUUGAGAAACUCAGAUGCUGAUAAAACGAUUGAUGCCAGUGGCAUCUUCUCUGGUGUAUCAGGGCCCUGUCUCUUCUCGAAUUUAUACCAAUCAUUACAAAAGGAAUAUUGUGGAUCUCUUACAGCAGAGUUUGAGCAUUUAUCAAGUGAAAAUGAAAGGGAAUGGUUUGCGCAGAUGUUUGAGACAAAAAAUCAGCUGGAAUUUGCACCAGAAAGAAAGAUUAAAGUCGGCAAUUUAUUACUGAAAACGUUAGCGUUCGACAAUUUUCUGGCAUCAAAAUUCACAACACUGAAGCGCUAUGGGGGAGAAGGUGCGGAGGGCAUGAUGGGGUUCUUUGAUGAAGUCUUCAACAAAAGCUGUGAAGAGGGUGUUACAAAUGUUGUAAUUGGAAUGCCGCAUCGCGGGCGUCUAAGCUUCUUGGCUGUAAUGUUGAACUAUCCGGUGGCAACCAUGUUUAGGAAGAUCAAGGGACUAAGUGAAUUUCCACCGGGUGUUCAAGGAACUGGCGAUGUUCUAAGCCACCUGUACAACUCGGUGAACUUGGAUUACCAUGGCUGCAGUCUACAUGUGUCUUUCCUACCCAAUCCAUCCCACCUGGAUGCAGUCUCACCUGUAGCUGUGGGCAAAGCCAGGGCCAAACAGCAGACCGUGAGGACUGGAGAGUAUAGCGAGGAUCCCUCUUCUCCGUCUGACAAGGCCGUCUGCGUACAAGUCCGGGAUGGCUCAUUCUCUGGCCAAGGAGUUAUCGCUGAGACAUUUAGUUUUGCUAACUGUCCACAUUUCUCCGUGAAUGGUAGCGUGCAUCUAAUUGUGAAUAAUCAGCUGGGAUAUACCACAGAGGAACACUAUGGCAGAUCAUCUUUGUACUGCUCGGAUGUGGCUAAAAGAAUGCCCUGCCCCGUGCUUCAUGUAAAUGGAGAAUCUCCAGAGGAUGUGCUCAAGGCCACAUCUAUAGCUAUGGCUUACCGGCUGAGAUUUAAAAAGGACGUGAUCAUUGAACUGGUGUGCUACAGAAAAUCUGGUCACAACGAAAUGGAUGAACCAUCAUUCACACAGCCACUUAUGUACGGUGCUAUAAGAGGCAGGAAAAGUGUGCCUGAUUUGUAUGCAGAUCAACUAGUCUCCGAAGGAUUGUGUUCUAAGGAAGACCUGCUGAAAAAUGUAAGUGAGUGGAACAAUAUGCUGGUACAUGAGUUCAGCCAGCUUGGAAACCCAGUAAAACAGUAUCACCUCCUUGGUCAGUGGUCAGAUUGUGUUCAGGCCUCUGACCAGUUGACGACAUGGGACACUGGGGUAGAUGAAUCCCUGCUUAAGUACAUCGGUGCCAAGUCUGUAGAGCUUCCUCCAUCCUUUAGCGUGCACCCAACUAUUCAGAAGACUCAUAUAGAUAGGAGACGCCAGAAACUUGAAGAAGGGGCAAACCUUGACUGGUCAACAGGGGAAGCACUGGCUAUUGGCUCUCUGCUCUGUCAAGGGUUCAAUGUGCGUAUCAGCGGCCAGGAUGUGGGGAGGGGCACCUUCAGUCAGAGGCAUACCAUGCUCGUUGAUCAGUCCACUGAUGAAAUAUGCAUUCCUCUCAACAACACAAUUCCAGACCAGAAGGGUUUCUUGGAAAUGGCAAACAGUGUUCUCUCAGAGGAAGCUGUGUUGGGCUUUGAGUAUGGGAUGAGUUUAGAAAGCCCCAACAACCUUGUUAUCUGGGAAGCUCAGUUUGGGGAUUUCUUCAAUGGUGCCCAGAUCAUGAUAGACACCUUUAUAACGUCAGGUGAGAACAAAUGGCUGCUACAGAGUGGGAUCGUGAUGUUGCUGCCACAUGGUUAUGAUGGUGCAGGGCCAGAACACACAUCCUGCCGUAUGGAGAGGUUUUUACAGAUGACAGAUAGUGAAGAGGACGGGGUAGAUGGAGAUAAUGUGAAUUUCCAGGUAGCUAAUCCAUCCACUCCAGCCCAGUACUUCCACCUCCUUCGUCAGCAAGUUGUACGAAAUUACAGAAAGCCUUUGGUGAUGGUCGCCCCGAAGAUUCUGCUACGUUAUCCUGCCGCUGUCUCCACACUGGCCGACAUGUCUCCUGGCACCUCCUUCUCACAUGUUCUAGGAGACCCUCAUGUGACUCCCAGUCAGGUCAAACGUCUCAUCUUCUGCUCAGGGAAGCACUAUUACACCUUACUCAAGGAGCGAGAGGCACGAGGAAGGGAAGACAUUGCCUUUGUCAGACUGGAGUCACUGUGUCCCUUCCCUGCUGCUGCCCUGCAGAAAGAGGUCAGUAAAUACCCUAAAGCUUCAGAGUUCAUGUGGAGUCAAGAGGAACAGCGCAACAUGGGUGCCUGGUCAUUUAUCAAUCCUCGCUUUCAGAACAUCGUGGGAGUAAAACUGAUGUAUGCUGGCAGGGGAGUUCUCGGCCUGCCUGCUGUAGGCAUUGGUGAAAUUCAUCAGAAAGAAAAUCAGGAAAUACUUGAUCAGACAUUUGAUUAAUCAGUUAGAGGGUUUUUUUAUGCAUUAUUUUGAGGUCACUUUAAAUAUGCCAGUAUGUCGGUAUAUUUCAUUCACAUUUACAUGGAGCAUACAAGUAAUACUUAAGUAAAAUACAAUGAGUAAUAGUGAUGAGUGACUCAGAUUGUGUGUACAUAUCCAAUGUAUAAGUUUUUGUGCAAAAAAAAAAAAAAGAAACCACAAGUGCUAUUCCAUUUUUAAAAAGCUUUAUCAACUGGAUCAGUAUUUUGUGAUUGAUUCCCCUGCAUGUCAGAGGCCAAGUAUUUGUCAGCCUGGUGGUUGUGAUGUUAUCAUCUCGUGUCUUGAGAUUGAUGUUCCAGUGAGGCAGCACUUUAAAUAUGCAAUUGGUCAAGCAAGUCGUUAAGGACAUCCACAACAGGUGAGCAGAAAUUCUGUCGUCCACCAUGGUAGAACAUGGUGCUAACUGAAUAGCAUUGGACACUCCAGUUUCAUGAAUCUCAAAGUACCCCUACAUAUAGAUGCAUGUAAAACGAUAGAAAAUGUGCCAGACACUCUAUAUAGAUACAAAUACCAUUGUAAGUAUAAAAAUAGCUGGAUACAAAUGCAUAGAGCCAUUUCAAAUCUACCAGAAAGUGCUUGGUGAAAUCCAACUCUUAAGUAACAAUCCAGCUAUUUAAAUUUCUGACAUUUAAAUAUGAAUUAAUAUCAAUUACAAUAGUCAAUUUACCUCUCAAAGAACAACGGCAGACUCCAGUGCUGCUGCAAGCAAGAAACACCACUAAGAACGACAAGAGGCAUGUUUGUCUUUUUCACUUUUUAUUCUUCCAGUGAACUACAAUGUCAUAAAUCUGGGUUUUCUAAUAAUAAAAAACUGGAAAAGAACAGGGAACCAGCUUAUUUUCUUUUUGCCUUGUCUGUAAAACUAAAUAUCCUGCAUUUUAAUCGGCAUUAAUGUCUGAAAUGAUCAAAUUCAGGGAUGUUUCUUCUCCGAUAUUAUGAAUUUGUUGUGUUUUUCACAUAUAUGUAUUUUGUUCUUUACGUAUAUUUUAUGUAUUUGAAAUUGAUUUUCAUCCAGAGAUUUGGGUUGUUUACUUACCUAGUUGGCUAUAUCCUAGAAACCCUAUUAGGUAUUCAUUUAACAGAUGAAUUUGUUAGACAACUGAAUUUAUGGAGAGAUUUCAAUAAGUGGUCCAGAAGUGUAUCUUUCACCUGAAAAAGAGCAUUUUUAGAGGUAAAACAUUAUCAUAAAAUUGUACUUUUGGUGCUGAGGCUUACAACUUUCCAAUAGGAUAUCAUGCUGCCUUCCAAAAAAACCCUUGAAACACCUUUACAAGAUUAUUAGAACUCGCAGAAUCUGGCAAAAUGUGCAACAUAGUCUCGGGUGAAAUCUUCAGUUAUUUACCACAUCUGAAUGCUUGUUGAUUCUAGGUUGCUUUCAAGUCAACACAGAGAGACUGUAUGUUCUGAGUGUCAGUUUCUGUAAUAGAGAUAUCAGAAGCAUAUGUAACAUGUAUAGCCCAGACUCAAUGCGCAUGGUUGUGGGUUUCCCAGAGUUCUGCCCAGCUUCCUCACACCAUAAUGCUGGCCACCAUCGUGGAAGUGAAAUAUUUGUGAGUGCAGUGUAAAACACAAGUCAAAUAAAUCAAAAUAU